This is a messenger RNA of Zea mays, 3493 nucleotides long. Its product is annotated as kinesin-like protein KIN-14C. Gene Ontology annotation, cellular component: microtubule cytoskeleton. The transcript is spliced from 22 exons. The record is from RefSeq and is a predicted model, not a curated record. Gene Ontology annotation, biological process: microtubule-based movement. Bases 386 to 3283 code for a protein of 965 amino acids. Gene Ontology annotation, molecular function: microtubule binding; ATP binding; microtubule motor activity. NCBI's taxonomy places the organism in Eukaryota, Viridiplantae, Streptophyta, Magnoliopsida, Poales, Poaceae.
AGAGACGAGUACUGUGGCUAUAGUAGUUUACUCGUGCUAACGAUAAUUUCACGCGAGGGAGUAGGGACGGCAUGGUACUGCACUGACCACCGGCCUUAACUUGCAAGCAAGAACAAAAAUCAAAACCCAACUAACCAGGAGAGACCCAGUGAAGCGUAGAAGUCACAGGGACGGCAGGGGGACGAGGAGGACGACAGGAGGGACAGAGGCUGAUAAAAUCUAGGACAAAAGCCCUCGAGCUCACGCCGAUCCGCCUCCUGCAUUGCCUUGAAGCCUCUCGAUUCGGGCAGACCCGAGCUGCCCCGCGGAGGGCUCGAUCUGGGCCCAGAUCGAGCAGGCGAGCAGCAUUUCGAUCCGGUGCAUGCUCAAGUCCCGGCGGUGAGGCAUGGGGCAGGGGCACGUGGACGAGUUCCUUGCAGCCAACCGGCGAGCUGAGGUGAUAGAUUGGCUUGGUGGGUUGCUGCCGGAGUUCGACUUGCCGUUGGAUUCUUCAGACGAGGAGCUGCGGGAGUACCUCAUUGAUGGCACGGGACUAUGCUACAUUGCAGAGAAACUCAUGCCCGGCAUUCAGGAGGAAAUGUGGGGUGGUAAUGCAUCGGAUCAGAGGUCGAAUGUGAAGAAAUUCCUCUAUUUUGUUGCGGAGAUGGGUCUGCCAGGUUUCAGUGUCAAGGAUCUGGAGGAGGGGUCAGUGGCUUCUGUGGUCGAGUGUCUUUUGGCUCUAAAGGAUAAUGUGACUACAGGAUUGCGUCAAAACAUUACGAACAAUGCUGCUAAAACACCCCUUAGAAGGAAACUGGAACUUGAAGAAUCUGAUGAGCCUGUAAUUUCGGUUAUGACACCCGGGAGAAGAUCUGGGGAGGAAAGAUGGAAAGGCCACUGGGAUUCUAAGUCUCAACAAAGAAGUAUUCUUCAUUCUGGACAAAAGGUCCAUGAUGCUUUCCAACUUAAGCGAGCCUCCUACACUGAUCUUCCUCCUGCCAAAGUUUCAGAGAUGAUGCAUCCAAGAAGUAUAGAUAAUGCCCCUACUCAAUCACUUCUUAGAGUUGUUAAUGGCAUUCUAGAUGAGAGCAUUGAGAGGAAAAGAGGAGAAAUACCACAUCGUGUUGUUUACUUGCUAAGGAAUGUUGUUCAAGAGAUUGAGCACCGCAUUGCUAUCCAAGCGGAUCACAUAAGAAAUCAAAAUAGCAUCAUCAAGACCCGGGAAGACAAGUACCGUUCAAAAAUUAAAGCACUCGAGACCUUAGUAAAUGGCACAAAUGAAGAAAAUGAGAUGACAGUAAAUCGACUUGAGCUAGUUGAGGUAGAAAAAUCAAAACUUGAUGAGAAAAGAAAACUAGGUGAACAAGACAUGGUUCGACUGACGCAAGAAAAAGAGAAUGCAGAAAAUACAAUUGUUUCCCUUCAGCAAGAAAUACAGAUCUUGAGUAGGAUGCAUGAACAGUACCGUGAGAGAAAAGAAACAGAGGCCAGGCAGAUGGAGGAACACUUGUCUAUUAGACUUAAGGAGGCUGAGCUUCUUUUAACGCAAUCAAAAAAGAAAGCUGAAGAAAUUGAAUCUGCUUCCCAACUGAAAUCUCAACUUUGGAGCAGGAAGGCAAACAUUUUCUGGAGUUUUAUGGAUAAUCAAAAAUUGUCCAUUAAGGACAUAAGGAUAUCAUCUCAGUCUAUUAAGCAAGAAAUGUUUGCCCUUCAAAUGAAAUGGAGGGAUGAAAUAUCUAACAUUGGACAUGAUUUGAAAGGCUUGGUUGAUGCUGCUGACAAUUAUCAUAAGGUUCUUGCUGAAAAUCAGAAGCUAUUUAAUGAGGUACAGGAACUAAAAGGCAAUAUCAGAGUCUAUUGCCGUGUCAGACCAUUUCUUCCUGGUCAAGAUGGAAAAACAACCGUUAUUGAUUAUAUUGGUGAAAAUGGUGAUAUUCUCAUCACAAAUCCCUUCAAGCAAGGGAAGGAUGCAUGCAGAAUGUUCAAGUUUAACAAAGUUUUUAAUACACGUGCUUCUCAAGUUGAAGUAUUCUCUGAUAUCCAGCCUCUGAUCAGAUCAGUUCUUGAUGGGUUUAAUGUGUGCAUUUUUGCCUAUGGUCAAACUGGUUCAGGAAAGACUUACACAAUGAGUGGGCCAGGCACAUCAAAAGAAGAUUGGGGUGUUAACUAUCGAGCUUUAAAUGACUUGUUUUAUAUCUCUCUAAGUAGAAGGAAUGCUUUCUCAUAUGAGGUGGGAGUGCAGAUGGUUGAGAUUUACAACGAACAAGUGCGGGAUCUUUUAUCAAAUGAUAUUGCACAAAAAAGACUUGGAAUUUGGAGUACAUCUCAGCCUAACGGACUUGUUGUCCCUGAUGCAAGUUUACAUCCAGUCAAAUCAACAUUGGAUGUGCUAGAGUUGAUGGAAAUUGGGCAAACAAAUAGAGCAGUUGGAUCGACAGCUCUGAAUGAAAGGAGCAGUCGAUCUCACAGCAUUCUAACUGUGCAUGUUAGAGGGGUGGAUUUGAAGAAUGGAUCUACUUCCAGAGGAUGUCUACAUCUGAUUGAUCUUGCUGGGAGUGAAAGAGUUGAGCGAUCUGAAGCAAUUGGAGAUAGAUUAAAAGAAGCACAGUAUAUUAACAAAUCCCUCUCUGCUCUGGGUGAUGUGAUUUUUGCUUUGGCACAGAAAAAUGCUCAUGUUCCUUAUCGAAACAGCAAGCUGACUCAAGUUCUACAGAGCUCUUUAGGCGGACAAGCAAAGACAUUGAUGUUUGUUCAAAUUAAUCCGGAUACUGAAUCAUAUUCAGAAACAAUAAGCACUUUGAAGUUUGCUGAAAGGGUUUCUGGAGUUGAGUUAGGUGCUGCAAGAAGUAACAAAGAGGGUAAAGAUAUAAAAGAGCUGCUAGAACAGGUUUCAUAUCUGAAAGACACAAUAUCACGGAAAGAUAUGGAAAUCGAUCAACUCCUGAAGGACAAAGCCAAGUCACCAAGUUCAUCAACAGAUAUAAAUGACAGUAGCCAACAGAUCCGACGACUAUCAGGGGCUGCUGGAUCAGGCGAGGCCGAAUGCGAAGAUAACAUGUCUGAUGAUGGCUGCUCAGUGGCAGGAACCGAGUGUUCUGUAGGUGGUGCUUCAGAGGCGACAGCAGAACGAAUGCAGAAGGCCCCAUCAAGGAUAGGCAGGCUGUUUCUCACAAAGAAUGGGCAGCCUGCAAAUUCGAAGCCAAAACCAAGGGAGUCUGCCCUGAAACCGUCAGGUCGCACGACAUCUACAGGAAGCCAGGCGACAGGAGGAGGAUCUUCAGUGAAACCCCCGAAGAGGCGGUAGAGAAAUAAAGAGCAUCUGGGGUUUGUCAUGUUGAUGGCUGAUGCAAUGCGUGGGCGUUUGUAAACCGACUCGGAGAUUGCGCUGCUGAAACACUACGGUCAACGGGUUGGUGCGAUGCAAGGGUAUGUCACUGUAACGGUUUCACUUGUAAACGGUCUGUUGAGUAUGAUGGUGAGCAGCCGGCUUUUGGUGGGAAAUGUUGUUGCGACA